UUCACAUUACUACUUAGAACCAAUAUCAGACUUAAAUCCUUUAAUUGGAACUUGAUAAUUUUCUUUGAAUUUUUUUAAAUCGUUCGUGUUACACAACCAUUGCAGAUAGUUCCUCAUGACUUGGGACUUCCUAACCUUCAUACGCGGUGUCAGCGAGUUUAGCGCCACAGCUUUAUUGAUGUUGUUUGGUUGCAUGGGCGAUGCGAUGAACCAAGGUGGCGAGAACAGAUCCUUGGUGGCCAGCGUUCACUACGGACUGGCGGUGAUGGUGGUGAUGCACGUUUUUGGCUUCGUAUCCGGGGCCCAUGCCAAUCCCUGCAUCUCAAUCUCGUGCUAUUUCAUGGGCUACAUCGCCUCCGAGAUGAUGGUGAUGUAUGUGGUCUGCCAGGUGACCGGUGGGUUCUUUGGCUACUUCCUGCUGCUCCAACUGCUGCCCAAGGAUGUGGUGGACAACAGCAAGCCAGCAGUUUGCCUAAUGGAACCGCUGCACAGUCUAUCUGGCUACCAGAUUGUGGCCAUCGAAUGCCUACUCACCGCAAUCUUUGUGCUCGGAUGGUGCGCCUUGUGGGAUGUGCGAAAUGGACGCUUCCUGGACUCGGUCACCAUUCGAAUGGGUCUCCUCGUGGUCGCUUGCAGUUUGGCUGGGGGUCAAUUAACUGGAGCCUCCAUGAACCCGACCAGGACACUUGUGCCCGCCAUUUUCCACGGAAAACUGGACUCGGUGGUAUUGCUGCUAACUGGCCAGAUCUUGGCCGCCAUCAUGGUACCCUUUAUCUGGAGUAAUGCGUUUACGCCGCGCUAUAAGCCCUUGGAAAUCCCCAUUUGCACCGGAAUAAACUAGGGCUCUAAACCCCGUGAACGACAAUAAACGUGAGCUCGGCAUU
This is a messenger RNA of Drosophila rhopaloa, 884 nucleotides long. Its product is annotated as aquaporin-2. Gene Ontology annotation, molecular function: water channel activity. The record is from RefSeq and is a predicted model, not a curated record. Gene Ontology annotation, cellular component: plasma membrane. The transcript has 3 exons. Bases 116 to 841 code for a protein of 241 amino acids. Gene Ontology annotation, biological process: transmembrane transport. NCBI's taxonomy places the organism in Eukaryota, Metazoa, Arthropoda, Insecta, Diptera, Drosophilidae.